Molecule: messenger RNA, 468 nt
Organism: Caenorhabditis remanei
Lineage: Eukaryota; Metazoa; Nematoda; Chromadorea; Rhabditida; Rhabditidae
Exons: 4
Coding region: 1-468 (155 amino acids)
Biological process (GO): L-citrulline biosynthetic process; UTP biosynthetic process; L-glutamine metabolic process
Cellular component (GO): cytoplasm; cytosol
Molecular function (GO): dihydroorotase activity; aspartate carbamoyltransferase activity
Source: RefSeq, a predicted model, not a curated record
AUGGUCAUACCAAUCGCAGCAACUAACGUUCGACUCAUUCUUAACAGUGUCACUGGUACGACUACUGCCUGCUUCGAGCCAAAUCUCGACUAUUGUGUCCUGAAGAUUCAACGUUGGGAUCUUGGAAAAUUUGCUCGAGCCAGCGCUCAAAUCGGAAGUUCGAUGAAAUCUGCAGGAGAGGUCAUGAGAAUCGGGCGAUGUUUUGAGACAUAUAAAAGAAUGUUCGUUUUUGCACGUGGAAUGUAUUCUGGAGAUUUCGAUGUGGAGAAGGUGUCUGCGUCUGCUGAGUUGUUGUUGGAAGCAAAACAAGCCAGAUUCUGGGAUAGACAGAUUGCAAAGAAGAUUGGAAGCAACGAGCAGACUGUCCGCAAGGCCCGUUUCGCCAAUGGAAUCAAAGCAUGUGUGAAACAAAUCGACACAAUCGCCAGAAAAUGGUCUACUCAAACAACUCUACAACACCACUAUUAA